Acyrthosiphon pisum (pea aphid) is the source of this 1074-nucleotide messenger RNA. RefSeq lists its product as uncharacterized. The transcript is spliced from 3 exons. Lineage: Eukaryota; Metazoa; Arthropoda; Insecta; Hemiptera; Aphididae. The coding region runs from base 1 to 1074 and encodes 357 amino acids. The record is from RefSeq and is a predicted model, not a curated record.
AUGUAUCCAACUACUAAUGGUCGUCGUUUUAGUAUAAAAUAUUAUCAAUUAUAUGAAUGGUUGGAAUAUUCAAUUUCCUUAGAUGCGCUUUAUUGUUUUGUUUGCCGACAUUUUGCUGCCAGUAUUACUGCACCAGGUGAAGUUUUUGGAAAAUUAAGUUUUGUUGAUUAUGGUGCUACCUCUAAACAAGGGUUACCAUUUCGGGGAAAUAAUGAAUCAAGAAAUUCCAAAAAUAGGGGAAAUUUUUUAGAACUUUUGGAUGUGUUUUGUGAUGCAAAUAUGAAAGAAAGACUUGCAUCAAGGUAUGGCCACUACACAAGUCCAGAAUAUCAAAAUGACUUAAUUUCAUCUAUAGCUAAAUGUACUAGACAAAAAAUUUUAAAUAAAAUUAAUCCACUAGGUCUUUUUACAAUCAUGGUAGAUGAAACCAAGGACAAAUCUAAAAAAGAACAAAUGGUAAUUGUCUUACGGUUUUUGGAUAGUGAUAUGAAUAUUCACGAGAAAUCUAUUGGUUGCUUUCAUAUGUUGAUUUCUAAUGCUGAUAGUUUGUCAAAAAAAAUUAUUGAUACAGUUUUGGAUAAUAAAUUAGAUUUACAAAAUUGUGUGGCUCAAUGUUAUGAUGAUGCUAACGUUAUGAGUGGUAUCCACUCAGGUGUUCAAGAACGAAUACUUAAUGUUUCAAUUUUUUCAACACUGCAAGAUCUCUAUAAAUUUUUUAUGAAUGGACAAACUAGGUAUGAGUUAUUUGUUAAAGCACAACAGGCAAAAGGAUUACCCGUAUUACACCUAGAAAGAUUAGUUGAAACUAGAUGGGCUUACUGGUUUGGAUCAAUUAGUAAAAUAAAUUUGCGGUAUACAGAAAUUAUUGAAGUACUUACUAUACUUAGCGAAAAUGAUGACCAAAAGGCAAGAGCUCUAGGAAUUUUAAAAGAAAUGAAUACACUGUCAUUUAUUAAAAUAUCACAUGCUAUGGAAUCACUUCUUAGAGCCAUCCACUGUGCAUCAAAGGCUCUCCAAGACUGUUCUAUUAUUUUACCAGUUGCCAUUGAUUUAAUUAAAUCUACAAAACGAUAG